This is a messenger RNA of Leptosia nina, 564 nucleotides long. Lineage: Eukaryota; Metazoa; Arthropoda; Insecta; Lepidoptera; Pieridae. The record is from the annotation of a GenBank genome assembly.
AUGUCUAUAAAGCUGUUGAUACUGGCUUGUACUAUAUUACUUUCUUUUAACUCAGUUUCUGGAUCAUAUGAUGACAAACGUUGCAAAUGUGUUUGUCCUCGACCUGCAGCCGUAUUGAAUAACACAAUAAGCUCUGAUCGUACUCUUUACAUUGGAAAUGUUCCACCCAACAAAUGUAACUGUGAUGGUAUUAUCCUUCCUAAAGUUGGGGAAUUGAUAAAGGGUCGUGAACAAGAAUUUUGCCCCCGUUGUGAAUGUAUCUAUGAAAAUAGGAAUACAACAAUAAUUCAGGUUGUUGUAAUUAUUGUGGUUUGGGUCAUCAUGCUACUUGUAGCUUAUAUGGGUUUCCUUAUCUGUCUCGAUCCGUUGAUAAACAAGAGGGCAAAAGCUUCAUACCAGGAGCACACAAAUGAAGAUGAUGAGAGUACACUGGGUGGACCAUCUCAACAAAUGGGUGCACGUGGAAACGUUCUGAAUCGUGUCACCCAUCAACAGGAUAAGUGGAAACGACAAGUUCGUGAACAACGACGCAAUAUAUAUGACCGACACACAAUGCUAAAUUAG